Molecule: messenger RNA, 1365 nt
Organism: Lolium rigidum
Lineage: Eukaryota; Viridiplantae; Streptophyta; Magnoliopsida; Poales; Poaceae
Source: RefSeq, a predicted model, not a curated record
AUGCCUUCCUCCUCCUCUUCAUCCGUCCGUGUCCGGCAGAGGAAGCUCCCGGGGGCCGAGAGCUUGGUCUCUUUGCUGCUCAGUCAGAACGAGGUCGACGCGCUCUGUGAGAAGCACGGCGUCCCCAAGGAGUUCAAGGCGCGCCCUGCCGGCCACCUGCGCCUGAACUCGGUGCCGCCGCCGGGGGCCGUCUGCGUGUACGCGCACGCGCUAAUGGCCGGUAUGCGCGUCCCGCUGCACGGCUUCUUCUGCCAGGUGCUCGCCCACUUCGGCAUUGCGCCGGCCCAGCUCACGCCCAACGGGUGGCGCAUCAUGGCGGGCUUCCUCGCGCUCUGCCAGUCCGCCGGCGUGCCGCCGUCGCUCGCGGUGUUCCGGCACUUCUUCACGGUGUCCAUCGUCAACCACAAGGAAAAAGGCUGGUACUUUUUCCGAUCCAAGGACAACUCCGGCUUGCGCUUCGCGGGACUGCCGACUCCCAGAUCGGACUGGAGAAAAUUCUUCUUCUUCCUCUCGUCGACGGAGCCGUGGCCUUGCCCGGUGGAGUGGGGCGAGCCGUCCAAGACAUCUUUCGUGGAGCCAUUGCUCACGGAGGAGGAGCGUCUGUGGGCGAGCAAGCUGUUGACUGUAAGUGCACAUCGAAAUACAUGUAAUUCCCGUUUUGUCGACCCUGCCUGAUGUGGUUGUUGUGUGCCAGGCAUUGAUCCCCAAAUCUACGACAUGGUGAAGACUAUGUAUGCCGAGAAGGCAGCCGCGCAGUCCGCAAAGAAGGUGAAAGCCCAGCCGGGCAGUGAAGCGCCGGUGUUGCCCCCUUUGUGCGGGGAGAAGAAGGGUCCGGAGGAAGCCAACGACGGCGAGGAAAGUCCGCCUCUCACUGUGGUGACCGGCGUGUUUUCCCCGCCGCCGGGCUUCUCCGGCAGGCACGACCGUGACAACACGGACUGGGAGGCUGCGCGGGAUCUUCUGCACGGUGCCAUCACGCCGUCGCAGAAGCGCGCGUUCGCGGCGGCGGAACCUUCCGGCAUCGUCGCGUCGAGCUAUGUUGCGUUUCUGGAGGCCACGAACUACGCGUCGUCCUCCUCCCGCUCCGCGCUAGCGCUGGAGAAGAAGCUGUUGGAGCGGGACGCGGAGAUCGCCGCGCUACGGGAGGAGCUGGAGGAGACGGACCGCGACCUCGCCGCGGCGAAGCGGGCGGAGGAGACGGAGCGGGGGAAUGCAGAGGCGACGGAGGCGAUCCAGCAGCUCCUGGGGUCAGAGGAGCGCGUGCGGCGGCGCGCGGAGGACGCGCUGGAGGGGUACAAGCGCUGGAAGGAUGCACGAGCGGCACCUUGUCGCGCUCUGCCUGGGUCGUGCGGUCGUGCCGAUUGA